AUGUCUCUUCUUUCAGAUCUCAUCAACCUUGAUCUCUCAGAAACCACCGAGAAAAUCAUCGCUGAAUACAUAUGGAUUGGUGGUUCUGGUUUGGACUUGAGGUGCAAAGCAAGGACUCUUCCAGGACCAGUUACUGACCCUUCAAAGCUCCCCAAAUGGAACUAUGAUGGUUCCAGCACAGGACAAGCUCCUGGAGAAGAUAGUGAAGUUAUUUUAUACCCACAAGCCAUUUUUAAGGAUCCAUUCAGAAGGGGUAACCAUAUCUUGGUUAUGUGUGAUGCAUACACUCCUGCUGGAGAACCAAUUCCUACUAACAAAAGACACGCAGCUGCCAAGGUUUUCAGCCAUCCUGAUGUUGUUGCUGAAGAAACAUGGUAUGGUAUAGAGCAGGAAUACACCUUGUUGCAGAAAGACAUCAAUUGGCCUCUUGGUUGGCCAGCUGGUGGUUAUCCUGGACCUCAGGGACCAUAUUAUUGUAGUGUUGGUGCUGACAAGGCUUUUGGCCGUGACAUUGUUGAGGCACAUUACAAAGCCUGUCUUUUUGCCGGCAUCAACAUCAGUGGAAUCAAUGGAGAAGUUAUGCCUGGUCAAUGGGAAUUCCAAGUUGGUCCCUCAGUUGGUAUCUCUGCUGGUGAUGAGAUAUGGGUUGCUCGUUACAUUUUGGAGAGGAUCACUGAGGUUGCUGGUGUGGUUCUUACCUUUGACCCUAAACCAAUUAAGGGUGAUUGGAAUGGUGCUGGUGCUCACACAAAUUACAGCACCAAGUCUAUGAGAGAAGAUGGUGGAUACGAAAUCAUCAAGAAAGCCAUCGAGAAGCUGGGGAAGAGGCACCCUGAGCACAUCGCUGCUUAUGGAGAAGGCAACGAGCGUCGUUUGACAGGGAAACACGAAACAGCUGACAUUCAUACCUUCUCAUGGGGUGUUGCAAACCGCGGGGCUUCGAUUAGGGUUGGAAGGGACACAGAGAAAGAAGGGAAGGGUUAUUUUGAGGACAGGAGGCCAGCAUCUAACAUGGACCCAUAUGUUGUUACUUCCAUGAUUGCAGACACUACCAUCCUCUGGAAACCAUAA
Molecule: messenger RNA, 1071 nt
Organism: Lathyrus sativus (Indian pea)
Lineage: Eukaryota; Viridiplantae; Streptophyta; Magnoliopsida; Fabales; Fabaceae
Source: the annotation of a GenBank genome assembly